ACGCAGCCAUCGUGAUAGUUAGAAUUUGUCAUUAUCAGAUUUGCGAAUUGGAAAGAUGACGAUGCUGCGCGGCUUCGUGCGCAGUUAUCGGCGCUUUGUGGCCACGUUCGUAGCGCCCGAUACGUGUCCGAUCUGUCUGGAUGUCGUACCUAUACUGGCGCUGCGUGACGUGGAGAGCGAAGUUGUCGAGGCUCAUGCAAAGCUGCGCUGUCGCCACCGCUUUUGCGCCGGUAAGUGAACUAUCUGUCACUCUAUAACGAGGUCUGUUGGGCUGAUAACUGUGUAUGUGCUUCAUGCAGAGUGCAUUCGGCGGUAUAUUCAGAUGAAGAUCAAGGAGCGGCAAGUGGACGAAGGUACGGGCAAUAGCAAGCUACAAUGGGAGACACGUACAUUGCUGACCGAGAGUUUGAUGCUGCAGAUGAAUUGGUAUGUCCGUUAAUGGAGUGCAAGCAGAGCAUCAAGGAAGAGGACAUGGAACGCAUUGUCGGCAAGGACGAGACUGCGCAGUAUCGAGCAGCAUUGAAGCGCAAACGAGAUGAAAAGAAUCCGAGUGCGAGAUGGUGUCCCAGAGCAGGCUGCGACGAGUUGAUUAUCUGUGAGAGCACAGACAACUUUACCUGCCCGAAAUGCGACACAGUAGGCUGCUUCCGCUGUCGUGGAUACGCUCAUCGGUUUUGGUUCUGUCGAGGCGAAAUGGACAAGUCGUAUCUGGCGUGGGAAGCGUCAGUGGGCAAGCAGAAGGCUGUGCGAGCAUGUCCACAUUGUCAGAUGCGCAUUUGGAAGAACGAAGGCUGCAAUCACAUGACGUGUAGCCAUUGUCGCUACGAAUACUGCUGGGUGUGUGAGAGCAGGUGGGAUGCUAGUCAUUACGCAUGCUACGACUUACCGUUCAUUGGAGCUUCGUCUGCUUGGGGUCGUUGGUUGCAACGCACGUUGGGCUAUGUAGCCAUUGUGCUAAUCGUGGCUGUAAUCUCGGUAUUUGGGUUCUACGCCUUCGUGGGCAGCUAUGUCGUCUUCUGUGGCCUCAUACAUAGUACUCGCCUCAUUCACCGUAUUCAGAGAAAUUGACUUGGUAUACCGGAAUAUGUAAGUUUUUGCUUAGUGACGAUGUAAAAUCGAAAAAAAAAAGACCGCUUACACAAAAUUCAAAUGAACACAAGACACAUUCGACCC
This is a messenger RNA of Phytophthora nicotianae INRA-310, 1173 nucleotides long. RefSeq lists its product as hypothetical. Bases 376 to 1068 code for a protein of 230 amino acids. Gene Ontology annotation, molecular function: ubiquitin protein ligase activity; zinc ion binding; ubiquitin conjugating enzyme binding. The transcript is spliced from 3 exons. Lineage: Eukaryota; Oomycota; Peronosporomycetes; Peronosporales; Peronosporaceae. Gene Ontology annotation, biological process: ubiquitin-dependent protein catabolic process; protein polyubiquitination; positive regulation of proteasomal ubiquitin-dependent protein catabolic process. Gene Ontology annotation, cellular component: cytoplasm; ubiquitin ligase complex. The record is from RefSeq and is a predicted model, not a curated record.